Gastrolobium bilobum is the source of this 1590-nucleotide messenger RNA. Its product is annotated as MLO-like protein 4. The coding region runs from base 1 to 1590 and encodes 529 amino acids. Lineage: Eukaryota; Viridiplantae; Streptophyta; Magnoliopsida; Fabales; Fabaceae. Gene Ontology annotation, cellular component: membrane. The record is from RefSeq and is a predicted model, not a curated record. The transcript is spliced from 15 exons. Gene Ontology annotation, biological process: defense response.
AUGGAGCGAGAAAAGGGCGAAGGAAGAUCCUUGGCUGAAACCCCCACUUGGGCUGUAGCAACUGUGAUCACUCUCUUGGUUUCUUUUAGUUUCUUGUCUAAUGGCAUAUUAAAAAAAUUGGAAAAGUUUUUGGACAGAACUAAGAGAAAAUCUCUGCUUUCCGCUCUGGAAAAGAUCAAAGAAGAACUAAUGCUUUUUGGGCUUCUGUCAUUGCUGAUGGGUCAUUGGAUUAUUUUUGUGGCAAAGAUUUGCGUUAAGUCAUCAGUUUUAAGCAGCAAAUUUUUUCCGUGUGCAAUGGAAAACAAUUCUGGCACAAUGGAACGUAUUGUCUGGUCGAAUUCAGAAUAUUCAAAUAAAACAGUUCUCAAAGACCAAGUGAACACUGGCCUGCAUAAUUAUUGUGCUGAGGGUCACCAAUCAUUGGCUUCUUAUGAAAGCCUUGAGCAGCUUCAUCGCUUUGUGUUUGUUCUUGGGGUUACCCAUGUUUCCUAUAGCCUUGUUGCUGUUGCCCUGGCCAUCAUCAAGAUAUAUAGCUGGAGAACUUGGGAAUAUGAAGCGAAGACUAUAGCUAUACAAAGUAUACAAGAUACUUCACAAAAUACAUCAAGCAUAAGAUUGAGGCGGCUUGGUACAUUCAUCUUUCACCAGACAUCCCAUCCUUGGAGUCAUCACAAAAUUCUUGUUUGGCUGUUAUGUUUCAGCCGCCAAUUAUGGAGUUCCAUAAACCGAGCUGAUUACAUGGCAUUGCGCUUAGGCUUCAUUACCAAUCAUGAGCUUCCCCUAACAUACGAUUUCCACAACUAUAUGCUUCGAAGCAUGGAAGAGGAAUUUCGUGACAUCGUUGGUCUUAGUGUGCCUCUCUGGAUAUAUGCCAUAUGCUGUAUUUUUCUUAAUUUUCAUGGUAACAACUUUUACUUUUGGCUUUCCUUCGUUCCAACAAUUUUGAUCCUCAUAAUUGGUACUAAAUUGCAUCGAGUGGUGGUAAAGUUAGCUGUUGAAAUAAUAGAUCGUUGCCCACAUAUGAAACAUAAUCAGUUUAACUUAAGAGAUGAGCUCUUUUGGUUUAGAAAGCCAAGGCUUUUGUUGCGGUUAAUACAAUUGAUAUCCUUCUUGAAUGCGUUUGAAAUGGCAACAUUCCUAUGGUCCCUGUGGGAAAUUAAAGAACCUUCUUGCUUCAUGAACAACCGAACGUUUAUUGUGAUCCGUUUGUCAUUCGGGGUCAUCUCUCAAGUCUGGUGCAGCUUUAUAACUUUUCCUCUCUAUGUUAUCAUCACACAGAUGGGCUCAAAGUUCAAGAAAUCUGUGGUCUCUGAAAAUGUAAGAAAAUCACUCUCUAAAUGGCAGAGAAGAGUGAAGGAUAGACAAAGUUCCUCUUCUCCACUCCUUACUGCAACAUCAACAACAUCAUCGAAUUCUAGUGCCUUAAUCACUGAGGAAGGAAGUUCCUCAGGAAGUAAAGAUAUUUGUCUCUCUCAUCUUGAUGACGUGUCAAUGAUCCAAAGAAAUGCACCAUUUUCAAGAUAUGAAGAAGAUCAUCAUGAUCAUGAUCAUGAUCUAAAAGAUAAUUCAUCUCCACCUCCCCUGUCUUGA